Messenger RNA from Pungitius pungitius (ninespine stickleback), 3446 nucleotides. RefSeq names its product caseinolytic mitochondrial matrix peptidase chaperone subunit Xb (gene clpxb). The record is from RefSeq and is a predicted model, not a curated record. The coding region runs from base 286 to 2160 and encodes 624 amino acids. Lineage: Eukaryota; Metazoa; Chordata; Actinopteri; Perciformes; Gasterosteidae. The transcript is spliced from 15 exons. Gene Ontology annotation, molecular function: ATP hydrolysis activity; ATP binding; zinc ion binding. Gene Ontology annotation, cellular component: mitochondrial matrix.
UAUGUUAGCGACUGUACACAGAUAGAAGGUUAGCUAGCAGUUAACGCUGAAAUCGACCUAGUAGCUACAUAACAGCGUUACAUCACUGGGUCGUAUCCCACCUGGGAAAUAUCGGCCUAGAGAAGCGUAUUUCUGAAUUCACUGUGACAUUCGUACUGUACGCUGACCUGUUCAAACAAGAAAGUUAAAGCACCGUGACUUUGCAAAUUAUAUAUUUUUUCCAAGGUGGCUGUAAGGACGCCACUGAGUUUCAUCGUGCCCCGGUAUUGAUCCAAGGACAUAGUUAUGUCCUGUCCGUGCACGUCGGCUGCCAGGUUGUUCCUAAACACUGCACACAGAGGAUUGUCCUGCUCCCGGAUUCAGUUGUUUUCUCUGAGUCGUCAGGGUUCUCGGGAAACUCAUUUACAUCCCAAGGUACGAGUGAGGUCUUUUUCAGAGACCGCUGUCUGCUAUGCCGCUAAAGAUGGAACAACAAAGGACAGUGGGAGUGAUGGUGGAAAGAAGAGUAUCAGUGAGGGGAAGAGACAGUCUGGGUCCGGAGGAUCAGGCAAGGGGGGAAGCCAGCUACGCUGCCCUAAAUGUGGAGAUCCCUGCACACAUGUAGAGACCUUUGUAUCAUCAACACGAUUUGUCAAAUGCGAGAAAUGUCAUCACUUUUUCGUGGUUCUGUCUGAGACGGACUCUAAAAAGGGACUAAACAAAGAGCCAGAAUCUGCUGCAGAGGCAGUGAAACUGGCAUUUGCACAAAAACCUCCCCCUCCUCCUAAGAAGAUAUAUGCUUACCUUGACAAGUACGUUGUUGGCCAGUCCUAUGCAAAGAAGGUGUUAGCAGUUGCAGUGUACAAUCACUACAAACGCAUCUACAACAACAUUCCUGCUGGGAGUCGACAGCAGGUGGAGGUGGAAAAACAGCCUUCUCUAACACCUCGUGAACUAGAGAUGAGAAGACGAGAGGAUGAGUACAGGUUCACAAAGCUGCUGCAAAUUGCAGGGAUCAGUCCUCAUGGAAAUGCUCUGGGAGCGUCCAUGCAGCAGCAGGCAAGCCAGCAGCCACCGCAGGAGAAGAGGGGCGGGGAGGUCCUGGACUCCACACACACCGACAUUAAACUGGAGAAGAGCAACAUCAUACUUCUGGGCCCCACUGGCUCAGGAAAGACGUUGUUGGCGCAGACACUGGCCCGUUGUCUGGAUGUUCCUUUUGCAAUAUGCGAUUGCACCACACUAACUCAAGCUGGAUACGUGGGGGAAGACAUUGAGUCUGUUAUUGCCAAACUGCUGCAAGAUGCUAACUACUCUGUGGAAAAAGCACAACAAGGUAUUGUGUUUCUGGAUGAGGUUGAUAAGAUUGGCAGUGUUCCUGGAAUCCAUCAGCUGAGAGACGUAGGAGGAGAGGGAGUCCAGCAGGGGUUGCUUAAACUCUUGGAGGGCACAAUAGUCAAUGUUCCUGAGAAAAACUCCAGGAAGCUGAGAGGCGAAACAGUGCAGGUGGACACAACAAAUAUUUUGUUUGUUGCUUCUGGUGCUUUCAACGGACUCGACAGAAUCAUCAGCAGAAGAAAGAAUGAAAAGUAUUUGGGUUUUGGAACUCCCUCCAACAUGGGGAAAGGGCGGCGCGCGGCCGCCGCCGCCGACUUGGCCAACAGCAGCGGCGAGACGGACACGGUGGCCGAGAUUGAGGAGAAGGACCGCCUGCUGAAGAUCGUGGAGGCCAGGGACCUGAUCGAGUUCGGAAUGAUCCCGGAGUUCGUGGGUCGCCUCCCUGUGGUCGUGCCUCUGCACAGCCUGGACGAGGAGACGCUCGUCAGAAUCCUGACCGAGCCGCGCAAUGCCGUGGUGCCCCAGUACCAGGCUCUGUUCAGCAUGGACAAAUGUGAACUCAACGUGACUCCAGAUGCCCUGAGGGCCAUAGCCAAGAUGGCUCUGGAGAGAAAAACUGGAGCUCGUGGGCUCAGAUCCAUCAUGGAAAAGCUCCUUCUCGAGCCCAUGUUUGAGGUGCCGCACUCUGACAUCAUGGCUGUUGAGCUGAACAAAGAAAUUGUCCUAGGAAAAUCCCAACCAACCUACGUCAGAGCGCCAGCCAAGGAGCCCGCAGAGGAGGAGUACGACUCUGGCAUCGAGGAGGAGAACUGGCCCCGGCAGGCGGACGCAGCCAACAACUGAGCCACAUGUCACUCAUUUCUCCUGAAGACAGUCUGUGAAAUCAUUAGAUCUUUAUGAACCUUUCUAUACCCACUCUGGAUUUUACUGUAGCCUCUGACAAACACGCUGUGGACACUGUUAGUGGUGAUAAUGGAGUCCUGUGGUUUGCACUACAGAGUGUUUUCCCGAUGAACAAGUUAAAGCGAGCGCAACAAACUUUGUCCCGUGCAUAAGAUGUUAAUUCUCUAGCACUCACGGUGGACCUUCAUAAACUAUUUCAAUCUCUGCGGAUUGUUAACAUUUUUAUCUAUAUGAAGAUAAUGCAAUUUUAUUCACAAAAAGGAUUUGUAGCCAGUUUAUUUGUGUUCUCUAUUUUUGGUGGUGACUGGCUGUAUUGGGAAGGGAAGAAAAAUGACAUAAUGGGAUCCUAGUGUACACCUCAAAAAGAAGUGGAACUGAGUGAGUGUAGAUGGAAACAUGUCAAGUAAAGCCUUGUAUCAUAAGGGCCUAAUAUUACUUAAGCACAUUAAUAUUCUGAAGUGUUCUCCUUUGCCACCAUUUUUAAAAAAUGGUGCUCACAGCAAAAUACAUUUGUAAGCAGUUUGUAAGACACAGCCUCUGAUUAGGAGAACACAUGGUGACCUUUUUAAACCGAUGUUUUGCUUCACGUACAGCCCACCAUUCAGGGAACGUGUCUGUUCCCGAUUACCACAGGACUGGAUCACAAGAAGAUUAGCAGGUUGCCCGCUAACUUGCAAGUGUUAUUUAAUUAUGAUGCAAUAUUUAGUUUUGUAGUCGAUACCCUCCAACAUACAGUUAAAGACCGAAUCACAGCUUUAAAUUUUAAAGCUUCAUCAUUGUGAAACGAAAUCCUAAUCGGAGAGAGAUUCUUUCCCGGUUGUCUGCUCUAAACCUGCUUUGUCAGACGCCCCCAAAGACAAUGCAGAUGUUUUUAUUUUCACUGUGCGUCCCUCAGCGCUGGCAACCCACACCUCAGUGUUAGUGAUGUAAUAUCCUGUUACUAAAUAGUAUCUAAAUCCACGCGUCUGUAAUCAAGCCUGAAUGCUCUCCGACGGAACUGAACCACGCUGCUGUACUCUUUGAAACGCUGUUUGUGCUUUAACAUGAGAUUAAACUAGAUCGAUCGUCCUUUGCUUUUAAGUUUCCUUUUUUCCUUCAGUUCAGUCUAAAAUCUGAUUUUGUUUUCAGAGGUCUGUUACAGAACCUGUAAAAUCCCCCAGUUUGUGGAUCUAAAAUGAUGUGAUUGUUGAAAAUAUAUAAAUAAAAAUGUAAAUCUCUGUACAGAA